Molecule: messenger RNA, 1173 nt
Organism: Raphanus sativus (radish)
Lineage: Eukaryota; Viridiplantae; Streptophyta; Magnoliopsida; Brassicales; Brassicaceae
Product: probable carboxylesterase 1
Exons: 1
Coding region: 120-1082 (320 amino acids)
Molecular function (GO): hydrolase activity
Source: RefSeq, a predicted model, not a curated record
AUCCACAAUAAACAAUGUUGGCUCAAACAACCUCUAUAGCUUCAUUUUUAUAAGAAAGGCAUAUCCCAUAUUAUGUAACUCAACUAUCCAUUAACGUUGUCUAUCAAACAAAACAAGCAAUGGAUUCAGAUCAAGAACUCGCAUACGACUAUUCUCCCAGGUUCCGUGUCUACAAGAACGGCACAAUCCAACGCCUCGCCACCGAAACCUUCGUCCCACCUUCACUACUAACCCCUCAAAACGGCGUCGUUUCCAAAGACGCCGUCUACUCACCGGAGAAAAACCUCUCUCUCCGUAUCUACCUCCCUCACCAAGCCCUCGAGUCAGUUGACGAGAACAUAAACAAGAAGCUCCCACUCCUCAUCUACUUCCACGGUGGAGCCUUCAUCAUGGAAACCCCCUUCUCUCCUGCUUACAACACUUUCCUCACGUCAACCGUUUCAGCCGCCGGCUGCAUCGCCGUCUCGGUUGAUUACCGCCGUGCGCCCGAGCAUCCCAUCCCCAUCCCGUACGAAGACUCCUGGGACGCGGUCAGAUGGGUGUUCACUCAUAUCGCCGGCUCUGGUCCGGAUGAUUGGGUGAACGCUCACGCCGACUUCGGGAGAGUGUUCUUCGCCGGAGACAGCGCCGGAGCAAACAUCGCUCAUCAUACGGUGACCAGAGCCGGUAAAAAAGAGAACGGGAGUUUCGGAGUCUCGGGGAUGGCUCUGUUUCAUCCGUUUUUCUUGUCGGAAGCCAUCCUCGAGGAGCAGGAAGACGGGGUGAGGAGAUAUAUGGAAGGGAUAUGGGAGAUCGCGUGUCCGGAUAGCGAGAAGGGAGUGGAGGAUCCGUGGAUCAACGUGGUCGGGUCGGAUCUAUCUGGAUUGGGGUGCGGGCGGGUUUUGGUGAUGUUGGCGGGAAAGGAUGUACUUGGUAGGGAAGGUAGGGUUUACGUGGAGAAGCUUGAGGAGAGUGGAUGGGGAGGUGGAGUUGAAGUGGUGGAGACUAAGGACGAAGAUCAUGUCUUCCAUAUAAGGAAUCCUGAUUCUGUUAAUGCUCGUUUGCUUGUUCAGAGAUUUGCAGAGUUUUUGAGAUACGUUUGAAAAAAGAUAACGAGUAUAGUUGUUGCUUGUAAAGCAAGCAUAGUUCAAAUGGGUUUUUGUUGUUACAAUGGUAAUCUACUCUCAGAUUACA